Molecule: messenger RNA, 8563 nt
Organism: Leucoraja erinaceus (little skate)
Lineage: Eukaryota; Metazoa; Chordata; Chondrichthyes; Rajiformes; Rajidae
Product: thiamine transporter 1-like
Exons: 6
Coding region: 88-1902 (604 amino acids)
Biological process (GO): transmembrane transport; vitamin transport
Cellular component (GO): plasma membrane
Molecular function (GO): vitamin transmembrane transporter activity
Source: RefSeq, a predicted model, not a curated record
UGUGCGCUUGCAAUGACUGCGCUGCACACUUGCUUGCUCGACUAAAGUGCCGGCGACUGCAGCGGGGCUGCGUGUUUGGUUGACAGGAUGGAGCCUUCGAGCGACGGCUGUCAGUGCGGUGGAUGGAACGUUGUCCCGGGGCCGGGAGUGCGCGCGCCCGGCGGUGACCUUGGACCGGGAAUGCUCGCGCCCGUGGCCGCCGGUCCUGGAUCAGAAGUGCUCGCGCCCGAGGGCCCGGUACCGGGAAUGCACGCGCCCGACGGCCCGGUACCGGGAAUGCACGCGCCCGACGGCCCGGUACCGGGAAUGCACGCGCCCGACGGCCCGGUACCGGGAAUGCACGCGCCCGACGGCCCGGUUCCGGGACCGCAGGACAGCAGCAGCAGCAGCAGCAGGCGGCGGCGACUGAGGAGCCCGACGUCCCGCUCCAGGUGGCUGCACCCCACCGCCCUGCUUUGCCUCUGCGGCUUCUUCUCCAACGUACGGCCCUCCGAACCCUUCCUCACUCCCUACCUCCUGGGGCCCGACAAGAACCUGACCGAGCAGCAGGUGAAGGAGGUUUUUCCAGUAUGGACCUACUCGUAUCUGGUUCUUCUGUUUCCCAUCUUCCUUGCAACUGACUAUCUCCAUUACAAGCCAGUCAUUGUUGUACAAUGUGCGGCUUUGAUGGCGACCUUUUUCAUGCUAUUGUAUGCUCGAGGACUGCUGGCAAUGCAGUUUAUGGAGUUUUUCUACGGGAUGGUGACUGCAUCGGAAGUGGCGUAUUACUCUUACAUCUACACAAUGGUUGACUUUAACAUGUACCAGAAAGUGACUGGGUAUUGCCGAUGUGCCACAUUGGUUGGGUACACCGUGGGAUCUAUUGUGGGGCAAAUACUGAUUUCGUUUACUGUGCUCUCUCUCUUCCACCUCCAUGUUAUUUCCUUGGUUUGUGCUGCAGUUGCCUUUUUUGCAUCGAUUCUUCUUCCAAUGCCCCAGAAAAGCAUAUUCUUCCACAGAGUGAUAAGAGACUGUAACUCUAAAGAUAUCAGAGAUGAAGGUGCAAGGUCAUCUUCGAAAGGACUUGAAUCAUCUUCAUUGCUGAGUUGUGGUGAUGCUGAGAAAUUGGUUCAUAGUCAUCUCCUCAAGCCAACAGAUGCCAAUCCAUACACUCAUAGAAUUACGAAUAAAACGCCUUUGAAAGGUAUUUACCAUGUCCUGGCCUUACUCUGGAAGACUUUAAUGGAGUGUUAUUCCUCGGGGACACUACUCUGCUGGUCAGUGUGGUGGGCAUUGUCCACCUGUGGCUAUUUUCAAAUAUUGAAUUAUGUUCAAAUAUUGUGGGAGAAAAUUUAUCCUUCGCAAAAUUCCCAGGUUUACAAUGGGAUGGUGGAAGCUGCAUCGGCACUAUUGGGUGCAGUGGCAGCAUUUAUUGUGGGUUAUAUUAAAAUAUCCUGGUCCAUGUGGAGUGAAGUUGCGCUCCUCAUCUUUUCCACUGUUAUUGUUGCUGUGCUGUACAUCAUGGCCACAGUCCAACACAUCUGGGUGUGUUACAGCUGUUACAUCAUAUUCAGAAUUAUUUACAUGAUGCUGAUAACCAUAGCCACGUACAAAAUUGCUGCAAAUCUAAGUGUGGAACUGUAUGCUUUGGUGUUUGGUGUAAACACUUUCAUUGCCUUAGUCCUCCAGACUGUCCUGACUCUGAUUGUAGUGGAAUCCAACAUGCUGAACCUAACCAUAUUUGGACAGUUUCUGGCUUACACUGUGUACUUUGCAGCGAUUGCCAUGCUGUUUCUGAUCUUUGGUGCAUACAGCAUCAUGAAGAAGUACAGUGGAGAGGUACGAACAGCUGAGAACAGCUCGGAGUGCAGGGACAGCAAACAGGAAGUGGUGCCUGGAUGUGAGCAGGAUGAGUACUUGUAGCGAUGGUGACAAAUGUGCGGGGCCAGGACUGGUGGGAGAGCACUGAUUGGAUAACCUCUCUGCUCCUGCACAGUGUCCUCGACCUGGCGUGUCCUUGAACAUGCCCUUGUUCCAUAGUCGCAACAUCAGUGUCGUACAAUGUUUAUGCACAAGGUCAAGGUAUGGAUGCAGGGUUGGUUGAUGGACCUCAGCUCCCUCUUCGAAAACAUGCUCAUAAUCUGAAACGUCACCUAUCCAUGCUCCCAGAGAUGCUGACUGGCCUUUGUCCUAGCCUUUGACCCAGCCUUUGACCCGCUGAGUUACUCCAGCACUUUGCGUGUUUUUGUGUAUACCCUGUAUCAGCAUCUGCACUUCCUUGUUUCUUCAGAAUCUGUGUGCUGGUGUACAGUACAUCGCCAACUAACAUUGUUCAUAUUCCCUCUGCCCUGUAUUAAUCCUGUUAUAUACGUUGUGCUUAUUAUUAUUAUUACCACCUUAGCCUUUACUUGGCAACUAAAUUUGAGUUUCUGUACAAACAUUUGUGCAAUGGCAAAUUUUCAACUUUUCCAGUUGCCAUUAAUACACAGGUACAGUAGUAGUGAUCUUACGCAGACCCAAUAGAACAGAUCUCCUAGUCGCUAUUUCCAGUUUAGUUGGGUGUUUAUUGAGGUAGUUGUACAAACAAAGAGAUGAAUGUACCAAGUUUCCUAAUACUGCAAGAUAUAUCUAAGCAAAAUAAUAUAUGCCAACAUUAAACAUAAAUGGCUCCUACAAUAUGUUAUAGUCAUAAUUCCCGUGUAUUUCAUAAUUAUGCACAGAGUCUUUUCCCUUGUGUAAGUGAAUCAAAAACCCGAGGACAUGGGUUUACGCUGAAAGGGGCAAGAUUCAAUAGGAACCUGAGGGGUAACAUUUCCACCUAGUGGGUAGUGGAUCUAUAGAACAAGUUACCAGUGGAGGUAGUGGAGGCAAGUGCAACAGCAUUUAAAAGACAGCUAGGCAGGUACAUAGAUAAGAAAGGCUUAGCUUAGAUGGGGCAUUCUUGGUUGGCAUGGGUGAAUUGGGCCAUAGGGCCUGUUUACGUGCUGUAUGACUAUAUGGAUGGUGUUAUAGACUGGAAUGGAAGCAUACUCUUACGGUGAAUGGCGCAAGUCAUUGAGAAGCAAAUUGAGGAUAUGUCUCUGUUGGUUUAUUUAUCUAUGUCAGGUCUUCAUUAAGUUUAGAACAGUGUGUUUUGGAUACCUUUAAGCAUUACCAUUGUCUGUUGUAGAUCUGAUGUGAAUGAUGUAUCAGGCAGGCAUGGUGGUGCAGCGGUAGAGUUGCUGCCUUACAGCGCAUGCAGCGCCGCAAACCCGGGUUCAAUCCCAGCUACGGGAUGUAUCUGGAUGGAGUUUGUUCUCCCUGUGCCCACGUGGGUUUUCUCCGAGAGCUUCAGUUUCCUCCCACACCUCAAAGAUGUACAGGUAUGUAGGUUAAUUGGCUUGGUAAAUGUAAAAAUUGUCCCUAGUGUGUGUAGGAUAGUGUUAAUAUGCGGGGAUCGCUGGCCGGCGUGGACUCGGUUUGGCCGAAGGAUCUGUUUCCAUGCUGUAUCUCUAAAAAUAAAACUAAGUGUUAAUUUUGAUACGCAAUGGAAAUAUGCUUUGUAGUGAGACAGCCAAACCAGCUGAAAUGGUCAUUGUCUCUUAAUAUAGCUGUUCCAAAUUUUCAGUAAGAUUUUAAACAUAAAUGCAAUACGCACCAUUAGUAUCAAACCUAGUCUUUCCUUAGUUAGAAGCAAAUUCUAGCUUAGAUGCAGCCUUGCCAAUUGUGCAUUUCUUUCCCACAUUGAUUGAGGUCACCAGUCAGCCUCCAAAACGGAGGAUAUUUUUUGAUUUGGCAUGGAUGAGGAAGAGGAAUUUGCAAAAAUGAGAUUAAUUUUUUGCUUUUUAAAAUUUUAUUUUGUUUAUUUUACAAUCGGGUUGGGUUACUCGUAUCGCCAUCAAUCGAUAUCUUCCUAGCCACUUCCAAUUCCACUUCCUUCUGCAUCUACUCCAGGGAAACUCAAACAUCUAGCCUAUGAUUCUCUUUCCAACAUAACCUUGCUUUGGCUCAUGAUUUGCACAACAGAUCCUGACCUCCAUCCUUUAACACUUUGUCUAUGAAUAGCCGUGAAACUAUAAUCUACCAUCAUCCUUCAUCCUCAGAAACCAGCAUUUAACCCCUCUACCUUUGCCGAUCACCACAUCUCCAGCUUACUUAUCCGAAUUAUUCAAUGUGUUGAAGCCUUUCAAGUUGUUUGUUUUCAGUUUCCGUCUGACAUCUUCCCUCCUUUCUCUGUAAUCUCCAACCUUAAUGUUUUCAGAUAUUUAGGCUCCACCAAUUCUAAAAUUGCCUGCCAAGGCCCUAUUCUCUGAUUUUAGAUCUCCAACUUCUCUUCCUCUUUCCUUCUCUAAGACAUGGCUCUGUGACCGAGCCUUGGUCAUCCACUCCCAUAUUCAGCUGGCUCAGCUAUAAAAUUUAGUCAUGUUCACAUGGUGCUUUCCGAUGGUUUAACUGAGUACAGGAGCUACGUGAAGGUCCCCGGCCCGAACCAUCACCUUUCCAUGUUCUCCAGAGAUGUUGCCUGACCUGCUGAGUUGCUCCAGCACUUUGUGUCUGUUGUUUUGUAAACCAUGCACAGUUUAUCAUAUCGGAAUGGUUUAUUAUUGGCAUGUGCACUGUGUUAGAGUAGAAAACCCAUUAGUGUGCUAUCCAGGUCAAUCAUAUUGUGCAACUGUGCCUUACACGAGUACAACAAAUGGUGCAUAAUGAGAAAAUAAAUCAUAAUGUCCAGCCCAGUGCCUGGUUUCAGCUUCCUUAAAGCAGAGGUGGAAGUUCAUUUGUUUAAUAAAGUAUCUUUGUCGAAGUGGCACUGGAAAAGAUUGUCUUGUCAGUUUCCAAAGUACAGGUAUAUCACUUAAGUAAUCUACUAUGAACUGGUAGCUCUUGAUCAAACAGCCAAUGGUGUCUGAUUACUGUGUGUAAGCGACAUGUGAACAAUUUUUUUGUGUCGACCGGCUCUUGUUUGUACGAAUGGACGAUAUCCACAAAUGGAUGUACCAUGUCCAACAAUUCUUGAAAUCAUUCACGUCAUUCUCAAUAAUGGAAGCAUAAUACUAGAUUCAAACUCUACAGUUAGUGCUUUCAACUGGAAAAAUGCUGCUAUUAGCACAGGCUUUAUGGUUUUAAUACCAGUCUUUUUGUAAUUGACAACAUUGUUAUAGCACACAAUAUGUGACUCACAUUUGUUACUUUGCUGCUGUGAUCAUUAACAUAAAUGAAGAACAGACCAAUUUUCUGAUAAAUGGCGGUCCAGCACCUCCUUUAAUCCGGACAAAAUUACAAGAGCGCACUUGAGAUUCCCCCAUGGAAAUCCCCCUGAAAAUGUGGUGCCUGGAGCUGGCAAGGCGACCGAUCUCUACCUCAUCGGGACUUCCACGGCCGAUUGUCGGGAUUAAUUUGCUGGGGUUCUGGAACUCUGGCCAGAGCCGGCAGAUCUGUUCCCAAAGCUGACUUCCGAGGCCGACUUUGCGGGACGGUUUUUCAGCCUCCUGGCAGCCUAGGCAGAUGGACCAUUCCGGGUUCUGUUUGAUUCCUCGUAGGUCAUGACCUCUGUUGAUCCUGCAAAACGGAUAAUCAAGAAGGCUCUGGAACCAAAGGUGCUGGAAAAUUGGUGGUGGACCUGUAAUAGACUUCUUGAUUGGUAUUGAAUAUUGUAGAAUGUAUUUUACAUGGUAAGGAAAAAUGUGUUUUUGGCGUUUGAAGUUUUUAAGUUAACUGACAAGUUAUGAAGUAAUCUGAUUUUAUAUUAAGCACGUCACUAUUGAGGUAUUACAGGUCUGCACAACUUUUAGAUGAGGGCAAGUGAAAGGAAUAAUUGAUCAGUGCACUGAACUAAUUUUUUUCUUGAUUUUCUCAAAUGUUGAUAAACUGCAUUAGAACACUAUUUAUUGUGAGUAAGACAGGAGUGUGUGUUACUUUGAAUUCAAGUGUUGUACUGCACUGAUAUAAUCUUGACUAAGUCGAGAUAAUGUUUCAAACUUGAGUAUUUUCCUGCAUAUGAUAUUUGGCAGCACAGUGGCGCAGUGGUAGAGUUACUGCCUUACAACAUCAGAGACUUGGGUUUGAUCCUAACUAUGGGUGCUGUCUGUACGGAGUUUGUAGUUCUCCCUGUGACUGUGGGUUUUCUCUGGGUGUUUCGAUUUCCACCCACACUCCAAAGAUGUGCAGGUUUCUAGAUUAUUUGUCUUGUAGAAAUUGUCCCUAGAGUGUAGGAUAGUGCGGACUUGGUGGGCCAAGGGGCAUGUUUCCAUGGUAUAUCUCUAAAGUCUAAAGGUAUAACUUGUACGUUGUUGCAAGAUUAAAGUGGAGAAGUGGAAAAAGACGGAAAAAAAUAGUGGAAUCAUAAGAUUCUCAUCAAAAUACAGGCAACGGAUACAAGAAAUGUACUGUUGAAGAGAAGAAGGUGCUCUUGAAAAACUUGUUUUUGCAAUAUUAAGCACACUUCGUAUAGGUAGUAAAUUCCACAAUUAGUUCUUUGAUCAAAUAAAUUGUUCCUAGUAGGGGAAAUAUCCAAGGAGUGGUGAAAUAUUACACGUUCCUUUUCUUAAUCAUUAAUUGAAAUGCAAUGUUAUAGGAAUCAAAACAAUAGGAAUAUACAUUCAAUGGAAAGGGGACGAGGUGUGUGGAUGAAUGUUGAGGUUAAGAGUAGACACAAAGUGCUAGAGUGACAACCAGCCAGGCAGCAACCCUGGAGAAAAAGGGUGGGUGAUGCUUCAGGUCCGAAGUAGGGUCCCCAUCCUUUUUCUUCAGAGAUGCUGCCAGACCCAUCUGCAGUUCUUUGUUUUUACUAGAGAUUACGAGGUUUGAGCAGGAAAAUCAAUUAACUUUUAAUUUUAAAAGUAUGUAAUAAUUUUACAUGCUAUGAACAAGGUGCUGGGGGAGAUCUUUGUUACAUAUAUGAACUAAUUUCAAAGUAAUUGUGUUAAUUGCUUGCUAUAAAUUUAUUUUGUAAGUAGAUUGUUUUUGCCAAUCAAAUGCAAGUUAUGAAUCUUGAUUUUUGUUACGCACAACAUUUGUCUAAUAUAUUUAAAAAUAAAGUAUAUUCCUGAACAUGGUAAUCGUACUAAAGUGAUUUAAUCCUUCCAUACCGACCCAACAUCUGCAAAUUUACUUACAUGCAUUCAGUGGCUCAGUUAGAAAGUAUCGGUCCUAACCAUCAAAGUUUUGGAUAAAGCCAUGGAAGACUUCUAGCGCAAGCUUAACAACCUGCACCCCAAAGGGAGCCAAACUGCUUUUCCUGGUCAACUUCUGCAGUUGUACAGAGCCCUAGUAAGACCACACCUGGAGUAUUGUGUGCAUUUUUGGUCCCCUAAUUUGAGGAUGGACGUUCUUGCUAUUGAGGGAGUGCAGCGUAGGUUUACAAGGUUAAUUCCCAGGAUGGCGAGACUAUCAUGCUGAGAGAAUGGAGCGGCUGGGCUUGUAUACUCUGGAGUUUAGAAGGAUGAGAGGGAAUCUCAUUGAAACAUAUAAGAUUGUUAAGGACUUGGACACGCUAGAGGCAGGAAACAUGUUCCUGAUGUUGGGGGAGUCCAGAACCAGGGGCCACAGUUUAAGAAUAAGGAGUAAGCCAUUUAGAACGGAGACGAGAAAACAUUUUUUCUCACAGAGAAUUGUGAGUCUGUGGAAUUCUCUGCCUCAGGGCGGUGGAGGCAGGUUCUCUUAAUGCUUUCAAGAGAGAGAUAGAUAGGGCUCUUAAAAAUAGCGGAGUCAGGGGAUAUGGGGAGAAGGCAGGAACAGGGUACUUAUUGGGGAUGGUCAGCCAUGAUCACAUUGAAUGGCAGUGCUGGCUCGAAGGGCCGAAUGACCUAUUCCUGCACCUAUUGUCUAUUAUCAGGGUGAGAAGGGGUGCAAUUGGCAGGGAAGGACCCCUCUAUCAUUCCCUUGACAAAAUGCUUGGAGCAUGGCCUUAUCGUAGCUAACAAGGUUUAGUCAGUGGGACCAGCACAAUAUGUCACAGCAAUGCUAGUCUGACCACAGACCACCAGGGAACUGCGGUACUUGGGGAUGGCAGGUGAGGCAGUCUGAAGAAGGGUACCGACCCAAAACGACGUCACCCAUCCUUUUUCCCCAGAGAUGCUGCCAGAUCCACUGAGUUACUCCAGCACUUUGUGUCUAUCUUCGAGUGAAUGUUGUUGUUGGAUAUCACUAGGGUCUUUCCGCUGGAGUAAUUCAGCAAGUCAGGCAGCAUCUCUGGAUUGGUGAUGUUUCAGGGCAGGACCCUUCUUCAGACUUUGCAUUUCCUUGCAUGGUUCUGUAGAAGGGUCCUGACCUGAAAUGUAUCUAUCCAUGUUCUCCAAAGAUGCUGCCUGACCUGCUGAGUUACUCCAGCACUUUGUGCCUUUUUUUUGUAAACCAGCAUCUUGUGACUGGGGUCUUUCUGCUGCUGGACAUGGAAGGGCUGAAUCUGGUGGGGACACCCCACAGACAAGGGAAGGGAUAUCGUUAAAACAGUGAUUUGUGUACAGAACUGUGUGCAUAUUGCUGGAGUAUGAUACUAGCAAUAAUGUGGCAUAGAGAAGAUAGACACUCUCCUAGGAUGGAAAAAUCAAAUGCUAAUGGGCAUUAUCUUUAAGGUGAGAGGGGCAAAAUUUAAAGGAGAUGUGUG